CACGCACCGACCUCCGGAAGGAUUUUCCUGCAUGUCAAAUAGCUUCGGAACCAACAUGGAUAUCCCAGAGGUAUCCUAAAUUUAGUUUGCGUACGAUGGACGACGCAAGCAGUGGCAACACCAAGCCUCGGUCGCCGGCGGUGCAGCGCCGGUCACGGGACAAGCCACUUAGCGUGCAGCUCUCUCCGCGCCAUGGCGCCACCAGAGCAAGCAGCGUGACCAAGUCGUCGGCGGCGCCCGAAAUCACGCAGGACGAGUACUUUCGGCUCCUACGCAAAACGGAUGUGCUUGGGUACCUCCUUCGUGUCAAUGACGACCUUGAGACCAAGGAGGCGCGUCUUGAAAGCGCCGAAAUCGACAACGCCAAGCUCACGACCGUUCAAAAGUUUCUCGUCGUCGAGCACGAGAUGCUAAAGGCCAAGUGGCAUGAGACGAAGCGGCUCUUCGCCGACCAUCUCUGCGACCUAACGCAUGCGUGCCUCGAGGAAGAGGCCUUGCAGACGGGCCACGCCGCCGCAGCGGCCAAGGCAUUUUCAGCGGCUCAAAGCCGCGUCCGCUUUACCAACGACGUCCACCGCGCGGCCACGAGCCUGCACGGCCACGACGACGAGAGCGCCACCGCGCUGGCCAAAGUCGGGAAGGACCGCCUCGCGCAAGUCGCGGCCAUCUGCGUUGCCUACCGAAAGGAGCUCUCUCGCGUCGAGACGCUGGCGUUCGAGCAGGAAAGCAAAGGCGCCGCCGCGCACUCGACCGAACACCUCUACACCGAGUCGGUCGAGUCGGAGCUCGCGACUGUGCAAUGCGAAAAGGCGCAAUUGGCCGACCGCAUGCACCUCGUCGCCAAGCAAAACGAAGCGCUCCAAGCUCAAGUCGCGUCGCUACAUGAAGAGCUUGAGACGCACAAGCGGCAAGAACGUCUUUUGCGCGCCCAGUGGGGCGAUCAAGAACGCAAUGUUCUACAGCUCUUGGCGACGGUCAAGAGCGACAUCCGGAAACGCUUUGGGUUUGUUCCCCCCGCGCUUGAGCAUUUUGCGUUCACGCCACAGCAUGCACCACCUUCGCUUGCGGCGAUGAACCAGUAGAACGGCAAACUCGAUUUUUAAAUAUAGACAAUACAUGCGUUUUGAGACUCUUGCAA
This is a messenger RNA of Saprolegnia diclina VS20, 1138 nucleotides long. RefSeq lists its product as hypothetical. The transcript is spliced from 8 exons. Lineage: Eukaryota; Oomycota; Saprolegniomycetes; Saprolegniales; Saprolegniaceae. The record is from RefSeq and is a predicted model, not a curated record. The coding region runs from base 96 to 1082 and encodes 328 amino acids.